ACAGCCGGCCCCUGCAGCUUUCAAAGCUGAUGUGUGGACUUAUUUUGGAUUUAGGACAAAAGAAGGCGGUAAAGACUAUGACAAGAGCUAUGCAGUCUGUAAAAUCUGCAGCGCCAGAGUCAAAUAUUCCGGUAACACAACAAAUUUAAGAACACGCAUGUCUAGAUACCAUAGCAACGUAGCAUCAAAUGCUAAUUUUAAAACGAAACGAGGUGACCCCGCUCAACGGACAAUUGAAGAAGUUAACUUUUCGAAACUACCAGCAUCUUCAACUCGUGCAACAAAAAUAACACAGUCAGUACUUGUUUUUAUUUGCAAAGACAUGCGCCCUCUGAGUGUUGUGGAGAAUAAAGGAUUUCGUAAUAUGAUUAAAACGCUGGAGCCCCGUUACACCGUUCCUUCCUGACAACACAUCACGGACAUCGCUCUGCCAAAGUUGUACCAAGAAGUCAAAGCGACAGUGCUGGACUCCCUCAGCUCGGCAGAGACAGUUGCUUUGACAUGCGACGCUUGGACUUCAAGAGCCACUGAAUCGUACGUAACUGUUACAGCACAUCACAUAACGGACCAGUGGAACCUUCAGUCUCAUGUACUACAAACACGAGCCAUGCAUGACAGUCACACAGGUGAGCACAUUGCAGCGUUACUAACUGACACUGUGGCUGAAUGGGGAUUGAACACAAAGGACCUUGUUGUUGUUACCGAUAAUACACCAAACAUGGCUCUCGCAGCUAGACUUGCAGGCAUGACGCACAUACAAUGUUUUGCACACAGUCUGAAUCUCGCCUCACAGAAAGCACUGAAAAUACAAUCCGUGGUGCGACUUCUCGGGAGGAUCCGACGUGUAACAGCCUUUUUCAGGCGCAGCACCACAGCCAGCAACCAGUUGAAGCAGAAACAGUGCCUCCUUCAGCUACCAGCUCACAGAUUGAUCACGGACAUAACAAGGUGGAACAGCUCCUAUGAUAUGAUAGAACGAUUUUUAGAACAGCAACCAGCCAUCUGUGCAGCUCUGCUUUCUGCAGAAGUUAGGAAGAGUGAAAAAGAAAUUUUCACAUUAAGUAAGUCUGACAUCACAUGUGUAGAAGAAGUUGUCAGGGCACUCAAGCCUAUGAAGGACGCCACCCUGGUGAUGUCAGAGGAGAGUAUGCCAACCCUGUCCAUCAUUGCUCCUCUUCAUGCCAAGCUUGUGAUGGGUGCACAAGAAAGUGUUGAUGAUGCACCGACAGUAAGGGACAUUAAAACUGCCAUAGCAGAAGAUCUGGGAAAGAGAUAUGUAAAUGAGAGGGAGACACUAUGGAUGGCAUCAACAGUUGAUCCUUGGUUUAAGGACCUGCCCUUCCUGUCUGAAGCAGAGACCAGUGAGACCUAUUCCAGACUGUUGGACACUGUGGUGACUGUGAUAAAGAAGGAAAAAAAUCAGCAAGAGAAUAAGGAGACUGACAAACAGGUGGAGGAAAGAAUGUCACAGAGGAGGCUCAUCACCCACAUAUCAAAGACAGCUUUGACUCCAUCCCUCGGCCACCCCUAAAGAGACAGAGGACCUCAUGUGCAUUCCUCAUGUGCGUAGCUCGGAGCUACGUUUGCCUCUACUAGUGACAAUACUGCACCAAAAUCAGAACAUGAUGUUGCUGCAGCUGAGAUCAAGAGGUAUAGAGAUGAGACCCCUUUGCCUCUCACAGGAAAUCCUCUCAGUUGGUGGAAGGACCAUGAACAGGAAUACCCUCACCUAUCCAAAGUAGCAAAGAGUUUCCUAUGCAUUCCUGGAACAAGUGUCUCUGCAGAGAGAGUUUUCUCCUCUGCAGGAGACAUAGUAAAUGCACAGAGAAGUGUCCUGAGAGCUGACCAUGUCGAUCAGCUUGUAUUCCUGCACAAAAAUCUGGAAAUUGAACAAUAACCACUGAGAAAACACUAAACAUGUAAAAUCUCUGAUAUGAGAAUGUUUGACAUUUUGGUUGAGUCUCAUAAGCA
Messenger RNA from Oreochromis aureus, 1971 nucleotides. RefSeq names its product zinc finger BED domain-containing protein 4-like. Lineage: Eukaryota; Metazoa; Chordata; Actinopteri; Cichliformes; Cichlidae. The coding region runs from base 608 to 1531 and encodes 307 amino acids. The transcript is spliced from 2 exons. The record is from RefSeq and is a predicted model, not a curated record.